This is a messenger RNA of Cylicocyclus nassatus, 544 nucleotides long. The record is from the annotation of a GenBank genome assembly. NCBI's taxonomy places the organism in Eukaryota, Metazoa, Nematoda, Chromadorea, Rhabditida, Strongylidae.
AUGAGCACAGGGAAUGGUUUGUCUAAGGACGGUCUAAGCUACCGCUCCGAUAUUUAUGCUAUGGAUCUCCUUAUAAAGAUUUAUGUAUAUGGUUCCAUUUUAUGGGUUGCAUUAAUAAUAACAAUUAUAGUUAAUAAUAUUCGUACUCGCCCAAUCAGACCGAAGAAGGAGAAAAUUUACGAGAAACUCCACACCUACAGCAAGAGGCAGCGAGCACCACCACGAAUGACAUAUGUAGACUCCAAGAGUUUCUCAAGCGAUAGGGACAAGUGGGAGAAAGAAAAGAGCACCGAAGGAUCUACCAGAAGUGAAAGAACUAGGAAAACAAAGACGAGUUCAAAGGAAGCAACAACUGCUCGCACUGCUGCAACUACUAAAACGGGUAUGAGCAGUGGAGAAAGCUUCGAAAGAACAUCAAGGGAAGGUCCAUUGUUGGCGUCGGGCAAUGAUCGUGAUGAAAGAAGCGUAGAAAUAGGAAAGACAUCUUGAAGAACCUUGUAGCUUCCCAUCUCGCUAAUGUCUCCAUCAGAAUACUGAACAAAUU